Molecule: messenger RNA, 3269 nt
Organism: Macadamia integrifolia
Lineage: Eukaryota; Viridiplantae; Streptophyta; Magnoliopsida; Proteales; Proteaceae
Product: probable LRR receptor-like serine/threonine-protein kinase At3g47570
Exons: 3
Coding region: 16-3129 (1037 amino acids)
Biological process (GO): protein phosphorylation
Molecular function (GO): protein kinase activity; receptor serine/threonine kinase binding; ATP binding
Source: RefSeq, a predicted model, not a curated record
UCAACUCAAAAUUUCAUGGUUUCUGCGUUUGCUUCCCAAAAUUUGAUCCUAAUGGCACUUCAGCUUCUUCUAGUUUUCAUUAUUCUCCUCUUUGGGAGCUCAUUGAGCCUAGUAGAAUCAGUCGUCAUGAACAAGACAGAUCGAUUAGCUUUGCUGGAUUUCAAGAAACAAAUUGAUGAUCCGUAUGGAGCACUAAGUUCUUGGAAUGAUUCCAUCCAUUUCUGCAACUGGGUAGGGAUCACAUGUGGUCAUCGGCAUCAACAACGGGUUAUCAUCCUGGAUUUACAAGGGAAUGGCUUGGGAGGUAACAUAUCUCCUUCCAUUGGGAAUCUCACUUUUUUGCAUAUAUUAAACAUUGCCAACAAUAGCUUCUAUGGCAAAAUCCCCCAAGAAAUUGGUAAGUUGAUUCGUCUACGGUCCAUUCUUUUUCUGAACAACACUUUCGAAGGAGAAAUUCCUACUAGCUUGGCCAACUGCACUCGUCUAAGAGUAAUCUACUUCUCUAGGAACAAUCUUGUGGGGAAGAUUCCAAUUGAACUAUUUAUGUCAAUGUCAAAGCUAGAGGUAAUUGCUAUUUAUUCUAAUGGAUUAACAGGAGAAAUACCAGCUUCUUUUGGGAACAUUUCCUCUGUGCGAAAAAUCACUUUGGGUGAAAAUAGACUACAGGGGAGUGUUCCAGAAUCCUUUGGUCAGCUAACAAACUUAUACUUCCUAUCAAUUCAGGAAAACAAGUUAUCUGGUAUAUUCCCUGUCUCAAUAUAUAAUCUCUCAUCUCUUGAAGUUAUCUCUCUCACACAAAACCAAUUGCAUGGGAGCCUUCCACUAGACAUAGGCCUCACUCUUCCAAAUCUUGUAGAACUAUACAUUGGAGGGAACCUUUUCUCAGGGAGCAUUCCGAAUUCCAUCUCCAAUAUUUCAACACUCCAAGCACUUGAUCUCGAUAGAAACAGUUUUGUUGGACCCAUCCCUAAUAACUUAGGAAAUCUUCAAAACCUUCAAUGGUUCAGUAUUGCUAAAAAUCAGUAUGGAAUAGAGGCAGUUGGUGAAUUGGAUUUUGUAAAUUCUUUGGUCAAUUGUACACAGCUAGAGUUUUUGGAUCUAAGCCAUAAUGGUUUUAAGGGUCGCCUUCCCAAAUUUAUAUUCAAUCUUUCAACACAGUUAUCAAUACUUGGAUUGGGAGGUAAUAAAAUAUCAGGAACCAUUCCUGUUGGAAUUGAAAAUCUUGUCAGCUUAACUGAAUUGGGCAUGGAGCUUAACUUUCUUGAAGGUAAUAUUCCGUAUGAUAUAGGAAAACUUCAAAAGCUUCAAAGAUUAUUCUUGGAUGGAAAUAGACUUUCAGGACAAAUACCUUCCUCUAUAGGUAAUCUCACUCUUUUGUAUGAACUCCAUAUAGACCACAAUAAUUUAAAUGCCAGCAUCCCUUUCAGCAUUGGAAAUUGUCAACAGUUACAGUACCUAACCCUUUUUAGUAAUAGCCUCCAAGGCCCAAUACCUAAACAACUCUUUCUUAUUUCCUCUUUAUCAAUAUCUCUAGACUUAUUUAAUAAUUCUCUGAUCGGUUCCUUACCAAUAGAAAUUGGUAAUUUGAAGAGUCUUUCUACAAUAGAUGUUUCUGAAAACAAAUUGUCUGGGGAAAUCCCCUACUCUAUUGGUGACUGUCAUAGUUUGGAACAUCUUUCUAUGAGGGGUAAUUUCUUUGAAGGAACCAUUCCUCAAUCUUUGACUCUUUUGAAGGGGCUUCAAGAUUUAGAUCUCUCACACAACAACUUAUCAGGGAAAAUCCCAAAAGAUCUAGAGAAAUUUACAGUAUUACAGAGUUUGAAUUUGUCCUUCAAUAAUCUUGAGGGGGAGGUACCAAUAAAAGGAAUCUUUGGAAAUGCAAGUGCAAUUUUGGUGAAAGGAAAUGAAAAGCUUUGUGGGGGAAUUGCAGAGCUACGACUACCUAAAUGCAUCAACCAUGGAUCUACGAAACAAGAAAAGUCCAACGCUUUUAGAAUGAUUUUGUCAAUCACCGUUGGGGUUCUUGGUUUUCUUUUGAUAUCUUUCUUUCUUUUCCUUUAUUGGAUGAGAAAAUCAAAAAGUGAACCUCCAUCCAUAUCAUUAAUUGCUGAACAAUUUUUAAGGCUUUCUUACAAAGAGCUCUUCCAAGCUACUGGAGGAUUUUCUUCAGCUAAUUUCAUAGGCUCUGGUAGUUUUGGAUCUGUUUACAAAGGGAUUAUUGACCCCGAUGAAACAAUUGUCGCAAUCAAGGUGCUCAACCUUCAAAAUCCAAGAGCUUACAAAAGCUUUACGGCUGAAUGUGAAGCAUUGAGAAAUAUCCGGCAUCGAAAUCUUGUCAAGAUUUUAACUUCCUGCUCAAGUCUUGAUUUAAAAGGUAAAGAUUUCAAAGCCCUUGUUUAUGAGUUCAUGCCCAAUGGGAGUCUAGAUGAUUGGUUGCAUACGCCGAUGGAGGUACAUAAUCAUUCAAGGAAUUUAAGCUUUAUUCAAAGAUUAAACAUCGCACUUGAUGUGGCUUCUGCAUUGGAUUACCUUCAUUAUCACUGUUAUGCACCAAUUGUUCACUGUGACUUGAAGCCAAGCAAUGUUCUACUUGACAAUGAUAUGACUGCACAUGUUAGUGAUUUUGGUUUGGCGAGAAUACUUUUAGGACAAAAAGGCGAAAAUUCAUCACAGACUCAAACUAGUACCAGUGGGAUAAAAGGAUCUACUGGCUAUGUUGCUCCAGAAUAUAGCAUGGAUGGAAGGGCGACCAUACAAGCAGACGUGUUUAGCUAUGGGAUCCUUUUAUUGGAGAUGUUCAUUGGAAAAAGACCAACAGAUCAAAUAUUUACUGAUGGUUUACAUCUUCAUAACUUUGCAAAGACAGCUUUACCUGCACAUGUGAUGCGAAUUUUAGAUCCAACUCUCCUACCCAAAGAAAAACAAAGUGAAAAAAUUGAGGAUAAAACUGAAGGUCCUAAUCAAUGGACAGAUCAAUUGCAAGAUUGUGUGACGUCAAUAAUUGAAAUUGCACUCCAAUGCUCUAUGGAAUCGCCAAGAGAACGUAUGAAUAUGAACGAUGUUGUAAGAGGACUACAGUUAAUCAAGGGAAAAUUUCUUGAAACAAGAAUCUCCCAGCAUCUACACUGAUUAGAAGAAUUGUUCAAGAUCGAUUCAGGAUGAUCCGAUCGAUUCAGGAUGAUCCGAUCCGAUUCCUCAGACCAUGGUUCUUAGACCUGCUUGAUCACUACUGCGCUGAAGUAGAACUGUACGGGCCAACCCGUCAAAAA